ACUCCCCUUCUCUCCACCCCACCCCUUCAUCCCUUCUCCGUCCUUCUUAACUGCCCAUUCCCUGUCAGUUGCAGACCAGGUAAGUCCUCGCUUCAGCAGGCCACGUCAGGGACCCGUAGUGCAUGACCAUACUUACUCGCUCGCAGACAGCAGCGAUGGAUCAGAAAGCAGGCGAGAUUGACGAGGCCUACGAGGCACGGCUGGCGGCCAUCAUGGCCGAAACCAAGCAGCGGGCAGACGCAGCGGCAGCAGCACGGAAGAAGCGGGAGGUAGAGGCAGAGAAACAACGUCUUCUGGCUGAAGAACAGCGGCAGAAGCACGCGGCAGCAACAGCCAAGGCAGCUGAUGAAGAACGUGUGUGGCGACGCGAGACCAUAUUCAGAGAGGAGAAUGCACUUCACGCACAGGCCAAGGAUUGGCAGAGGGAGGCCGAGAGCGGCGAAUCCGUCGACUACGGGAGCAAGGUAUCUCAUCUGCUCAACCGUGUCACGGACCUCCUCGCGACUUGCAUCGCGCAGCAGGAGGAUAUCUACUCUGUUGACCACACCAACAAGGCGUUACAGCAGUCUUUGGACCAGAUGCUCAAGCGCAUUCAGCAGCAAGAGCAACAGGUCGCUAACGCCAAUGCCAGCGCCGACCCCUCCGACCUCGCCGACCUCGUCAACGUCUUGGAGAUAGACGUGGGGACACUCAGGGCCGGGGCGCAACAGCACGUUUGCGCCGCAGCCAGCUCCAGCACGACGCCACGCGAGACCAUUGUCAAGUUUGACGGGGUCCCGAUCUUCUGUGACGCAUCGAAGACGGACCCCAUACAAUGGUGGCGCCAGUUCGACCUCAAACUGGACCUCCACCACGUCGCGGAUCUCACGGCGGCAUGGAAGCAGCGUUUCCAAGUGGAACCGCCGGAACACUGGGCGAUGGACAAGUUGUUGACAUUCACGCAACACAACAUGCCAAGCGGCGACUGGAUAUCUGAGUUCCAACGCCUGGCAAGCACGCCCAAGCUGCCGCUGAAUUUCGACGGCAUCAAGCUUUACUUCAUCAAGAGGUCGUGCCCAGCGCUGCAGAAUGCGUUGACUCAUGUCGCCGAGACCCUCACCACAAGUGAGGAACUCUUCAACAAGGCCGCGCAGAUCAUUGUGACGAAUUUAGCAGCCCGGAAUACGGGCCAUUCGUCCAAUGCCGGCCAGGGCGCGAAUCAGCAUCGGCCGAAAGUGGCCGUGGUCGCAGCAGCAACGCCUAGCGACCCUUCAACUUCAAACGAGGCCGCGACGUCUAACGAGGGAGACAGACUCGCCGCUGCCCAGAAUGGUGGCCGCCCCGCCAAAGGACGAGGACGCGGCAAAACGAAGACAACCACGACUACUUCUUCUGGGCCUGCACAAGCAGCUCUAGCUCAAGGACCUUGGAAAGAGUAUGGUCUGACGGAGCACAGGUAUCGCGAUUCGGCGCACGCGUUCAGCAUUGAGGACUUGGACCCGUUGGCGCCCGAGGAUCUUGCAUGGCUUCCUCUCCCUUCCACCGGCUGCUUACCGGAGCCGCAAUGCGCAACUCUUAGCGCUCAUCUCCAUACAUACCUAGCCUUCUAUGCACCACCAACUUCGUCGACGGAGGACGAGGUCGCGGUGGGGGACAUUCUUGCGUAUGUGAGCAAGGUGGCCCGCGAGUUUCGCACGCAGCGGUACGACGACAACAACGCACCGCUCCUUUAUGUCCGCAUCCAAAUCGGGCAAGCGUCCUGCAACGCUUUGCUGGAUAGCGGCGCGACUCGCAACUUUAUUAGCCAGUCCUUCAUGCAAAGGGUCGGCCUUGGACCACAAGUUCGAAGGAAGGCACACCCUACGACGAUCAAGUUGGCGGACGGUCGAACGCAACAACUCCUUGAUUACUACAUCGAAGCCGUCCCGGUUUAUUUCGCACCUCAUGCAUGCGAACCGGUGACGUUCGACGUCUUGGACACGGACUUCGACAUCAUUUUGGGCAUGCCUUGGCUUGCAAGUGCGGAUCACACGGUCAACUUCCACCGACGGACGCUUACAGUUCGCGACGCGUUCGGCGCCAAAGUAUCAUGUACUAUUCCUCCUCCGCACCCUUCGAUCCGGUGCCAAGUUGUAACAGCCAAGUCUUUUCGGGCCACUUGUGCUUAUGAGCGGACCGAAGAGAUCGACUUAUGUUUUCUUCGAACCAUCGCGGUAGCCGACUCUCCACGUACAGACUUGUCUUCAGACCCCCGGGUGGUGCGGUUGCUCGACGAAUUCGCCGACGUCUUCGAGUCACCUACCGGCAUGGUGCCGGAUCGGCCAAUCUCUCACGAGGUCAUUCUCGAGGCCAAUGCCGUGCCGCCAAAAUGUUGCAUUUACCGCAUGAGCGAGGAGGAACUUACAGUACUCCGCGCGAAGCUCGACGACCUGUUGGACAAAGGUUGGAUCCGGCCUAGCAGCUCACCCUAUGGUGCACCGGUUCUCUUCGUUCGGAAGAAGAACAAGGACCUUCGCCUAUGCAUCGAUUCCCCACAAGCUCAAUGCGCAAACCGUCAAGAGCGAGGGACCUCUUCCUCGUAUUGACGACCUUCUGGAGCGCUUGGGCGGUGCAAAAUUCUUUUCUAAGCUGGAUUUGAAGUCAGGAUAUCAUCAGAUCUC
Messenger RNA from Chara braunii, 2639 nucleotides. The record is from the annotation of a GenBank genome assembly. NCBI's taxonomy places the organism in Eukaryota, Viridiplantae, Streptophyta, Charophyceae, Charales, Characeae.